AUGGCGACACCGAGGCUGCCGUUCCUGUAUCCGAAUUUGAUGCGUGCUGUGCGAUCAUGCGAACCGAGAACAUACCGCUCAAUUCGAAUCCCAUACCGGCCCAAUCAACGAUUUCAUACGAGCCAGCAACACCAGCGCGAUGCGUAUCAGCGGCGUUACGGCCCAGCCGUUGAACCGAAUACUUCUCCCUCAUUGCGUCCGAAGAAGGGUUCAAAUGACCAGGUUCAAGACGCGCCAGAGGAUCCAUCUGCUGGCGGUGAGGCUGUAAAUGCCUCCGAGUCGGAGGCAGCUUCGCCGGAAGAGUCACAGUCGGACACACAACCACAGGAUGCCGAGCAAAACACCGCAGAUACGGCUUCUUCGGCGACACCAGCCCUUGAUCAGCAAAUUGAGUCCGACACAAAGAAAGACAACCCCCCAACGGACCGGGAACCGCACGAGGAGAAGGGAACAAAUAUAGAUAGUGCCGAACAGGAACAGGCUCCGGCUUCUUCGCCCCCUCCUUCCGAAGGCCCAUCGGAAGAAAGUACAGAUACAUCCGCGUUCACAAGCCAAACUCCGUUCGAUCAUGUCCUCCACAUGCCCUCGCCGUCUGUUUACCUAUCCCCAACCGGGGAACCCUCGUCCGAUGAUCGCCCGCCGCAUUUGUCCCCAGCACCGUAUGUACACCAUUUCGACACAUAUUCAUUGGUGCAGGAUCUAUCGAAAGGAGGAUACAGCGAGGAACAGUCUACUACAAUCAUGAAGGCUGUGCGGGCUAUCCUACAGAACAACCUCUCCCUUGCCAGACAGACCCUCACUUCCAAAUCCGAUGUCGAGAAUGAGGAAUACCUCUUCAAAGCAGCAUGUUCUGAGCUUCAAUCGUCGCUUCAGACAGCUCGAAACUCGGAAAUACAGCAUCAGCGCUCAUCACGCACACAGUUGCAGCAUGAAACGGAUAUAAUUUCCCAGCGUCUCAGCCAGGAACUUGCAGGCAUGAAAGACGACAUCAAGGGCAUGUUCAAUGAUCACAAGAUGACCACCCGAGAGCAGCAGCGUAGCAUCGACACCUCAGUUCAGGAAUUGAACUAUAAGAUCACCGUAUCGCUGAACAGUGAUGGAAAGAGUGAGAUCGAAGGUCUCCGAUGGAUUUUGACCAGACGCGCUGCUCUGACAAUUGCUAUCUGUGCUUUCAUGAUUAUCGUCUUCUUGAAGUAUGCUUCCACGCGCAAGGAGCCUGAGCCUAAGAAAGCCAAGAAAAUGGAGCAUCCGGUCAUUACCAAAGAAACCACCCCUGAAACUCGAGUCGUCCAAGAUAGUGGCAUUCAAACGGACACUCCGUCUGCUGAAGCGCAUCUCGGCGAAUCCCUUGGUUGA
Penicillium griseofulvum is the source of this 1356-nucleotide messenger RNA. RefSeq lists its product as uncharacterized. The record is from RefSeq and is a predicted model, not a curated record. Gene Ontology annotation, cellular component: mitochondrion. Lineage: Eukaryota; Fungi; Ascomycota; Eurotiomycetes; Eurotiales; Aspergillaceae. The transcript has 2 exons. The coding region runs from base 1 to 1356 and encodes 451 amino acids.